Mytilus trossulus (common blue mussel) is the source of this 2184-nucleotide messenger RNA. RefSeq names its product tripartite motif-containing protein 2-like. The coding region runs from base 78 to 1364 and encodes 428 amino acids. Gene Ontology annotation, biological process: proteasome-mediated ubiquitin-dependent protein catabolic process; protein polyubiquitination. Gene Ontology annotation, molecular function: protein binding; ubiquitin protein ligase activity. NCBI's taxonomy places the organism in Eukaryota, Metazoa, Mollusca, Bivalvia, Mytilida, Mytilidae. The transcript has 2 exons. The record is from RefSeq and is a predicted model, not a curated record.
CACGUGACACCUGUUGUGAAAAUGUCCGAUUGAACAAGCACCUGUUCCGAUCUAAACUUCGGGAUGUUUACAGUAAGAUGACGGCUCCCAACGUCGUGGAUCAAAUUGAGGACACAUUUCUAUCGUGUUCAAUAUGUCUCCAGUGCUACAAUCAACCAAAGGCAUUGCCAUGUUUACAUACAUUCUGUGAAGGUUGUAUCGAGGACUACAUAAAGAAAUUCACAGGGACCGGUAACCAGGGAAGCGUCCAGUUUCCAUGUCCCAUAUGUCGUCUGGAGGUAACCCUUCCAGAAGGUGGUGUGUCUGCAUUUCCUUACAACCAUCUUAUAACCAGUCUAAAAGAUACACUAAUAUCAUCUUCUCUAAGCCAAAACCAAUCAGGAUCUAAAGGGGACAGACCAGACUUCCCCCUCACAGAAAGACCCACCUCUAAAAAGAGCUCUUUGACGUUUUCUCAGAGAUUUGGGCAGUUUGAUAGUGGACCCGAAGGAUUUGUAAACAUUUCUGGCCUUGCUGUUUGUCCAAAAACAGGAAGGAUAAUUAUUGCUGACUGUAGCAAAAAUACAAUUACAAUAUAUAUCCCUGACGGGGAUACUAAAAAUGUGUCUUUCAAAUGUGACUGUUCUAUCAGAGAUGUGGCUGUAACUAAGGCAGGAUCAAUCUUAGUUACAGUCAGUCGGUCAGGAAAUGCUAUAUUACGUGAAUAUACAACUGAUGGUCGACUGAUUGCACAAUAUGGUGAUGUGUAUAAAAGUGAGAAUCCGUUUGGUAUAGCGAUUAGUAAACGUGAGCGUAUAAUUGUUAGUAGUCUACAAAGAAACAGAGUCCAUAUCUUCACAGACAGAAAGAAACAUGCAUUUUCAUUCGGAACAGGGGGAGAAACUUUAGAACAAUUUCUUUUUCCAUAUUACAUUACAACAAAUAGUAAAAAUGACAUCAUAGUAUCUGACAGCGGAAACCACAGAAUCAAAGUGCACAAAACCGAUGGAAGUAUACGAUGUAUGUUUGGAUCUCAAGGGUCCGCUUUAGGUUCUUUAUUUUAUCCAAUGGGCAUUUGUGUUGAUGAUUACGAUAAUAUUUUUGUUGCUGAUGCAAACAAUUACCGAGUACAGUUAUUUUCACCAAAAGGUGAAUUCCUGGCAUGUCCAGUUCAAAACACAUUCCAGCUGGGUAUUGACGUUAAACCUGUCUGUGUGGCAUACACGAAAAACCAGUUAAUAGUAUCUCUCCGAGGAACCAGAUUUUCAGAAAUUCAGAUUUACGACUGUGAUACUUCAAAAUUCAAAUCAAGGCCAAAGGUUUGCUGUAGUUGUUGUUUCUUCAGAGUAGGGCAUACAGACGAACCACUGGAAGCAUGGUCCUGAUAUCAAAAGGAUUUUAGCUCUUAAAAGAUGCCAAAAUAUGUAUUACUGUAAAUUUUUCAAUUAUGUCUAAUCUAAAAUUCACUGUACACCAUAGAUUUUAAAGAUUUUAAAAGAUUUAUUUUGGAAAUAUUUAUAGUUUUUGCAUGGUUAAAUGAUAAAAUAUCUUAAAUAAAUUUUAUAGGAAAACCUUUGAUAUUGUUUAAAUUUAUACCAUAGAAAUAUAUUUGUUAAAUGUUUUGAAAGUAUUACCAAUAAUUAAGAAAAAAAUAGAAUCAAAACCAAUCUGAUACAUGUAUGUGACCAGUCUCCCUUAUAUGGAUCUGACAACACACUGUUUUAAUUCUGUUUUAAAGACCACUUGGUUUAGUUGUCAUAUAAGUUAUAAUACAUGUUCUAAAUUUGUUGGCAGAAAUUUGAUUGGCUGAUAAGAAUGUUGUUAGAUCCUUGUAAGCUUAAAUGAUUAAAUAUGUACAGUGUAUGCAAGACAUUACUAUAUUCCUGGAAUUAAUACUUGUGCCAUUUGUCUAGGAAAUUUUUGAUUACUCAGAAUUGUACUGCCUUUCUGUGUAAAGAUUUCUUGAGCAUUGUUAUAAAAAAAACCUACUGGCUGUGUCAGUUACAAUAAUUAAUUGGUCUUUUUUAAUUUCAAUAUAACUUAGAUUCUUUACUAUGUUUACACUUUACUGAAGAAAUGUGUCUUUCUCAAAAAAACUACUACAUUGUAGUACGAGUUUAUAAGUAACAGACAUGUCAAUGAAAGAGUAAAACAAUUUAUUUUACUCCAUUCCAAGUUUCAAUAAUCUUCAAAUGCCUUUCUUUA